Molecule: messenger RNA, 1611 nt
Organism: Rhopalosiphum padi (bird cherry-oat aphid)
Lineage: Eukaryota; Metazoa; Arthropoda; Insecta; Hemiptera; Aphididae
Product: alpha-tocopherol transfer protein-like
Exons: 6
Coding region: 231-1136 (301 amino acids)
Cellular component (GO): membrane
Molecular function (GO): phosphatidylinositol bisphosphate binding
Source: RefSeq, a predicted model, not a curated record
CAAACACAUAUAUUUACGAUUAGUAGGUUCAUGACACCAACUAAAUAACGUAGGAUGUACUAUAGUAACUAUUAAAAAUUUGGAAUCGGUGGUAUAGUUUUGUAUAUCAUAUCAUUGUCAUAUUUACAGGAUAGAGCGCACAUUCGAAACAAACUUUGUUUUUUAAUUCAAAAAUAAUUGUUUUUUUUAAAAAUUUGCAUACUAUUUUUUACAAAUCUAAAUCAGCAAAAAUGGUUCUUACACCGCCAAAUCAACAACAAGAACAAGCUAUCAAGAAUCUGUACUUCUACAAAGACCCUAAAGAAACUGAAGAAGAUAUUGACGCUUUGAUCGAUUGGUUGUCUAAACAACCGCAUUUACCUAAUAUAACAGAUCGAGUAUGGCUGAGACAUUUUCUCAUUGGUCGUAAAAAUAAUUUGCAAAGGACGAAAAAAGUUAUUGAAUCAUACUUCACAAUUCGUGUAGAAAUACCGGAACUUUUUGACGAUAUGACUAGUGAUGCUGUAUGGAUUCAAAAGGCAGUUAAAGUUGGAAAAAUGUCAGUUUUACCAAAAUUGACACCGGAAGCCAAUCGCGUACACAUUAUUCGGUCAAUUGAAAAUAAUGAUGGGGAAUUUGAUGCGAUGGCUAUGUGCAAAGGAUCAUUAAAAACGAUUGAUUAUUUAAUGCGUCGAGAACCUGUUUACGGAUUAGUGUUCAUACUCGAUCUUAAACAUUGCCAAUUGUCUUAUUUAUUGAGCUUUACACCUACAUUAACCAAAAAUCUAAUGCGAUGCAUAGACGAAGCUACGCCAUUGAGAGUAAGAGGUGUUCACUAUGUGAAUCCACCAAAGUUUGUCUCACGUUUAGUAAACUUCUUCAAAUUGUUCAUGCCAUCUAAAAUUCAAAAUCGAAUUGUCAUUCACGAAACCUACGAUACACUUUACGAACAUAUCCCCAGAGACAUGUUGCCGGACGAAUACGGUGGUACCGCGGGCAGUAUCGAGAAAUUUGAAAACGAUAUCAUGGAAGCGACAAAAGAGGAUGACGAAUGGUAUAGAAAUAUGCCAAAAGCCGAUUUAUCGAAACGACCAGUACAACCGAAAAAGAUUGAUAUGGAUAUGAGCGGUACAUUUAAGAAAUUGGACAUCGAUUAAACCACAAUAUAUCACUGAAGAAAGUAUAAUGUCGACAAUGUCGUUUACAGUAAACUAUAAAUUAUACUAGAGACUUCACGUCAUUGGUGAAUAAUAGAAAUUAAUUCAAACAAUAUGAAUUAUAAAUACAAAAUGCUAUAAUAGUAUUAAUAUAUACCCAUAUGGAUAUAACAUUUAAUAAUAAACAUUAAACACCGAUAGACGUGGUAUAAAUUCUCUAUAAUUGUACCUAUUUAAUAUAUUUAUUUAUUUAGAUAUAGAAAACAUAAUUAUUAUUUCAAUUUUUGUUUUGAUAUUAUAUUUAAAUGUAGUUUUUAGCCUGCAGUAAGGUACUCUAUUGUACUCACUGGUAAAGUAAAAUAGUAGAUUAAUCGGUAGAUAUUACUCAAUUUAGUAUUAUUUUAUUUUAUAUCUUUGGUAUUAGGUAUAUGCGUAAACUAGAAAGAAAUAUAUUAUAAUGUAUUCAACUAUGUAA